AUGGGCGUGUUGCUUCACGGGUUGAGGUCUGUUAGUUUAGGCGAACGUUACAACCAGUCAUAAUUAGGCGAACGUUACAACUAGUCAUAAUUAGGCGAACGUUACAACCAGUCAUGUUUAGGCGAACGUUACAACCAGUCAUGUUUAGGCGAACGUUACAACCAGUCAUGUUUAGGCGAACGUUACAACCAGUCAUGUUUAGGCGAACGUUACAACCAGUCAUGUUUAGGCGAACGUUAUAACCAGUCAUGUUUAGGCGAACGUUACAACCAGUCAUGUUUAGGCGAACGUUACAACCAGUCAUGUUUAGGCGAACGUUACAACCAGUCAUGUUUAGGCGAACGUUACAACCAGUCAUGUUUAGGCGAACGUUAUAACCAGUCAUGUUUAGGCGAACGUUACAACCAGUCAUGUUUAGGCGAACGUUACAACCAGUCAUGUUUAGGCGAACGUUACAACCAGUCAUGUUUAGGCGAACGUUACAACCAGUCAUGUUUAGGCGAACGUUACAACCAGUCAUGUUUAGGCGAACGUUACAACCAGUCAUGUUUAGGCGAACGUUACAACCAGUCAUGUUUAGGCGAACGUUACAACCAGUCAUAAUUAGGCGAACGUUACAACCAGUCAUAAUUAGGCGAACGUUACAACCAGUCAUAAUUAGGCGAACGUUACAACCAGUCAUAAUUAGGCGAACGUUACAAAGGUGUCCUUUCAGAGUCGAGAUUUCCAACUUGAAAAUAGGAUAGGAUAACCGCUCCAGUUCAUCUGUUACAUUGACGAUGAAGGUGGCCUAGAAUCAUGUGAGCUAGGCUUGGGCGGUAUACUGGGGUAUUUUGAAAUACCGACGGUAUGAUUUUCAAUAUCGUCAACAAAAUAAAAGCUUUGCGGGGUUGCAUGCUACGCCACAACUUAAGUUAACUAAAUGUUAACUAUCUUAAGAUGUGCCAAAUAAAUUAUCUCCAGCUCGGGGCUCCAACUAUGCAUUUGGUUUGCUAACUUGCUAGCUAUGUGGCUAGCUUGCAAGAGCAAUCUUCUUGCUUACAGCAGAGACAAUCAAUCCCCUCCUGGAUCAGUCCCCUCCCUGCUGCCUAAAUUUGUUUUGUGCGUUCAGGAACAGUAUGAAGGUAUGCCAAUCUGGAUAUCGCCCCACCCUAAUGUAAGCCCAGCCGAGCCCACCGACGACCUGCAGCAACCCUCUCCUAAGCUUACAUUUACAUUUUAGUCAUUUAGCAGACGCUCUUAUCCAGAGCGACUUACAGUUAGUGAGUGCAUACAUUUUUCACACUGGUCCCCCGUGGGAAACGAACCCACAACCCUGGCGUUGCAAGCGCCAUGCUCUACCAACUGAGCUACAGGAGGGCCAGCUUGACCGGUGAUGUUAUGUCCUCUUUUACCUGAGUGUGUGUGAACAACUAAUUGACCGGCAUCGGUUCAUUAUUUGAAUUCCAUUUCAUUUUUUUUUCUUCAGAUCAAGGCCGAACUGUGCGAUAUAGGAUGCAGUUGUAGUUUCCAACAGGCCAAUAUUGUACAUAGUUUAGUGUAGAAAACGUAGGAAUAAACUACAACGAUCAUAAUCCAUUGCCCGCCUACUUGUCCGGUCUGUGUGUUUCUUUUACGCCUGAUGCUUUAGGUUAGUGUGGGGCAGACACAGAGGUUAGUGUGGGGCAGACACAGAGGUUAGUGUGGGGCAGACACAGAGGUUAGUGUGGGGCAGACACAGAGGUUAGUGUGGGGCAGACACAGAGGUUAGUGUGGGGCAGACACAGAGGUUAGUGUGGGGCAGACACAGAGGUUAGUGUGGGGCAGACACAGAGGUUAGUGUGGGGCAGACACAGAGGUUAGUGUGGGGCAGACACAGAGGUUAGUGUGGGGCAGACACAGAGGUUAGUGUGGGGCAGACACAGAGGUUAGUGUGGGGCAGACACAGAGGUUAGUGUGGGGCAGACACAGAGGUUAGUGUGGGGCAGACACAGAGGUUAGUGUGGGGCAGACACAGAGGUUAGUGUGGGGCAGACACAGAGGUUAGUGUGGGGCAGACACAGAGGUUAGUGUGGGGCAGACACAGAGGUUAGUGUGGGGCAGACACAGAGGUUAGUGUGGGGCAGACACAGAGGUUAGUGUGGGGCAGACACAGAGGUUAGUGUGGGGCAGACACAGAGGGGGUAAAGAGAGGAAGAAUGCUUGAUGGAAAGGGAUAGAGAGCGGUUGCUUCGCGGAUCUCUACCUGAAAAUACAUGCUCUAAGUUAUUGAUAGUUGCUAUUCAGCUGUUAUAAAAGGACGACUUAUUUACUUUGAAGAACUACUAAAAUAGUGAUUUGUCAGACAGCAUAGGCAGCAGCUCUAUAGAGAUGAUGACUUGGAAUGAAAUAAUAGUUAUCAAAUGUAAUAUACAACACAACUGAACUAUUUGAUUGAAGUAAAGUCAUGUUAAUAAGUGAUGAGCAGUAAUGGACAGACACUACCAUCAUGGGAUUUUUAUUCAUUGUUUUAUUCUGUGUUACACCGUUGAACCCGCAUAGUGCAUUUAAUGUACAACACUAUAUAAAAAUCAAAAACAGUGAUUCAAUUUUUUUUAUAAUAGAACGGAACGGACCUCAAAAAGCGCUAUUUGCUCAACACUGUUAGUACUGCAUGAGUUUGUAUUGAUGUUGGGUUUUGUAUGAAGCGAGUCAGAGAGUGAAGGAGGAGCUCCAUAAAAGUGUUUGGUCAUGAGCUAAUGUGACAAAGGGAGUUUGUGCCAGAGAUUUCUAGGAAAAGAGCCUUGGCUCAAUGUUCAGAUAUUCACACAUGCUGUACGGGGUGGGGGGGGGGGUGCACACGUGUAGUUUGGUUUAUGGACAUGGGGCUUUGGGGGGGGAGGGCAUUUCUCCGUCCUCAUAGAACAUGGUGUGCUUGUGGCCUCCAAGGCCCCAUAGUCGGGACAUGGGAGGGAAUGGUAACCAUAUGAACUCGCCUCCUAUCAACACAGCGGUUGGCAAAAUAACUCCUUUCCUACUCUGCAGAACUCAACACUUAGGCGAUUUUCCAGUUUUAGCCUCAGUUGCCUGUGCUGCAUUCAAAAUAUUUUUAAGAGUGUGGGGUUAGAUGUAGGUAUAAUGUUGAUUUUUACCUACAGCUAAGCAAGUUUUAUUUGAAUAUUUGUGAAUUAUGUACUGUUUGCUCAUCUUGAACUUGUGACAGACGAUUUAGUGAAACGCCUUCAGGCACAGCCUCUAUCCUCCUAGCUAGUUAACUAUGCACACAGUAUUCUUUCUUCUGAUUUUAAGACGUUUAACAAUACGAGACAGGUCUCUCGCUUUCUCCUGUCACUCUUUCUUCUCUGAUUCAUCCCCUCUCUCUCUUCUUUCUCCCCUGUUUUCUCUGACUUUGGUUGGCACAGGAACCCCUCCAUGGCGUUCUACCAGGCCUUCCAGUCUGGCAGCAGGCUGCGGGACUCUAAGGCCCACAGUGAUAGGUACCGUACCGGACUGGACUGGAUGGGACAGGCCUGCCUGUGUGUGUUUAUGGGUGCAUAGCAGCUCGGCAACAGUGAGCUUUCCUUUGUGGAUGUGCAUGGAUGGAAACCGCAUGGCAGCUGGGAUGUUGGCCAGCCAAACCUCACACUCAGCCAAUAGGCCUACAUCAGUACAUUUACAUUUGAGUCAUUUAGCAGACGCUCUUACCCAGAGCGACUUACAGGAGCAAUUAGGGUUAAGUGCCUUGCUCAAGGGCACAUCGACAGAUGUUUCACCUAGUCAGCUCGGGGAUUUGAACCAGUGACCUUUCAGUUACUGGCCCAACACUCUUAAGCGCUAGGCUACCUGCCUCCUCAGUAACACUAAGGCCUACUAAAGCCCAUAAACAGUUGUUCCCUGAACCUCCCCUCAACUGACUCACGCUAGUCAGUAUGUCACUGAACCGAGUGGUGCUAGAAAGGGCCAACUACUUUUUCUUGUCAUAAUAUGAAGUCAUCAAUAGGAAUAAUCAGUGAUGAAAUAGAACAUGACACAUCCGAUACCUUUCCCUAACGCUCCUACGUACAGAGCAGAUUUGCCAAUAUAUUAUGACUUCUCACCUUUCGGACAGCUAGACGGAGGGUGCAUUCAGGAGGCAGGACAUUCUUGAGAUGACUCUAUAAAAAUGAAAAGGCAACCACACAGUGCCUUCAGAAAGUAUUCACACCCCUUGACUUUUUCCACAUUUUGUUGUUUUACAAAGUGUGAUUAAAAUGGAUUUGUCCUUUUUUUGUCAACGAUCUACACAAAAUACUAACAUUUGUAAAACAAUUAUGAAAAAUGUAACACUAUCUUGAUUAGAUACGUUUUCAACCCCCUGAGUUAAUACAUGUUAGAAUCACCUUUGGCAGCGAUUACAGCUGUGAGUCUUUCUGGGUAAGUCUCUAAGAGCUUUCCACACCUGGAUUGUGCAACAUUUGCCCAUUCUUUUGAAGAUUCUUCAAGCUCUGUCCAAAUCAUUGCUAAACAACCAUUUUCAGGUCUUGCCAUAGAUUUUCAAGCAGAUUUAAGUCAAAACUGUAACUUGGCCACCCAGGAACAUCCACUGGCCUCUUGGUAAGCAACUGUGUAGAUUUGGCCUUGUGUUUUAGGUUAUUGUCCUGCUGUAAGGUGAAUUCAUCUCCCACUGUCUGGUGGAAAGCAGACUGAACCAGGUUUUCCUCUAGGAUUUUGCAUGUGAUUAGCUCCAUUUCUUUUUUUAUCCUGAAAAACUGCCCAGUCCUUAACGAUUACAUACCCAUAACAUGAUGCAGCCACCACUAUGCUUGAAAGUAUGGCGAGUGGUACUCAGUAAUGUAUAGGAUUUGCCCCAAAUAUAACACUUUGUAUUCAGGAAAAAAAGUUAAUUGCUUUGCCAAACUUUGCAGUAUUACUUUAGUACCUUGUUGAAAACAGGAUGCAUGUUUUGGAAUAUUUGUAAUUCUGUACAGGCGUCCUUCUUUUCAUGCUGUCAAUUAGGUUAGUAUUGUGGAGUAACUCCAAUGUUGUUGAUCCAUCCUCAGUUUUCUCCUAUCACAGCCAUUAAACUCUGUAACUGUUUUAAAGUCACCAUUGGCAUCAUGGUGAAACCUCUGAGCAGUUUCCUUCCUCUCCGGCAACUGAGUUAGGAAGGACGCCUGUAUCUUUGUAGUGACUGGGUGUAUUGAUACACCAUCCAAAGUGUAAUUAAUAACUUCACCAUGCACAAAGGGAUAUUAAUGAUCUGCUUUUUAUUUUAUUUCUACCAAUCGGUGCCCUUCUUUGCGAGGCAGUGGAAAACCUCCCUGGUCUUUGUGGUUGAAUCUGUGUUUGAAAUUCACUGCUUGAUUUGAAGGAACUUCUAGAUAAUUGUAUGUGUGGGGUACAGAGAUAAGGUAGUCAUUCAAAAUCAUGUUAAACACUAUUAUUGCACACAGUGAGUCCAUACAACUUAUUAUGUGACUUGUUCAGCAAAUGUUUACUCCUGAACUUAUUUAGGCUUGCCAUAAGAGGUUGAGUACUUAUUGACUCAAGACAUUUCAGCUUUUCAUAUUUAAUUAAUUUGUAAAAUAUUUGAAAAACAUAAUUCUACUUUGACAUUAUGGGGUAUUGUGUGUAGAUCAGUGACGAAAAAAUCUCAAUUGAAUCCAUUUUUAAAUUCAGGCUGUAACACAACAAAAUGUGGAAAAGGUCAAGGGGUGUGAAUAGUUUCUGAAGGCACUGUACAUGAAACCAUAUCUGAGGAGAGCGCAGCACCAGACUGGAAAUGAAUGUGCGUCGUUAAAGCAGCACUCGGCUGACAGACGCCGUGGAGGAGAACUGCACACAUACAUAGUCAGUCAUUUCAUACACCGGACCUCAUAUAGUCAGUCAUUUCAUACACCGGACCUCAUAUAGUCAGUCAUUUCAUACACUGGACCUCAUAUAGUCAGUCAUUUCAUACACCGGACCUCAUAUAGUCAGUCAUUUCAUACACCGGACCUCAUAUAGUCAGUCAUUUCAUACACCGGACCUCAUAUAGUCAGUCAUUUCAUACACCGGACCUCAUAUAGUCAGUCAUUUCAUACACCGGACCUCAUAUAGUCAGUCAUUUCAUACACCGGACCUCAUAUAGUCAGUCAUUUCAUACACCGGACCUCAUAUAGUCAGUCAUUUCAUACACCGGACCUCCUCCAGCCAUAACGCUGUGUGCCUGAGCCCCACUCGCACUAAAGCAUCGAUUGGCUGGCUGACUGACUGACUUAGUGCUUUUAAACCGGGACGCUGCAGUAAUAUCAUGUACUUCUUCCGCCUGGAAGAGUACAUGUGGAUUUCAGUUGUGCUGUGUUUUGAGACUUUACUGUUACUGCAUGCACCUGGAAUGUCUCGUUGGUUUACAUCACCAGCACCACAGGAUGGCGAGGUGGAGGGAUAGCAUCGGUGCCCUCGGCCUCACUUUCUGCUUCACUUCCUGUGUUUAGAGGUGCUGUAUUUAGGGUGCUCCGUAGGCACACACUUCCAUGAGUGUCCGUUUCCAUGGCAGAAGCGCAAACGGGCCAGGCUCAAGUCAUCUGUAGAUCUCAAUGGUGCCCCUGGCGCUCUGAGGCUGUAUUUCAUGUCAAAGUUCCCCCUCAGGAGGCUGAAAAGAUUUCAUGCGCCAUCAGAUCCUCAAAGUUCUACAGCUGCAGAACAUCUUGACUGGCUGCAUCACUGCUUGGUAUGGCAAUUGCUUGGCAUCCGACUGCAAGGCGCUACAGAGGGUAGUGCGUACGACCCAUUACAUCAAUGGGGCCGAGCUCCCUGCCAUCCAGGACCUCUAUACCAGGCAGUGUCUGAGGAAGACCCUAAAAAUUGUCACCCGUCAUAGACUGUUCUCUCUGCUACGGCACGGCAAGCGGUACGAUGCACCAAGUCUGGAACCAACCAGACCCUGAACAGCUUCUACCCCCAAGUCAAGACUGCUAAAUAGUUAGUCUGGGUAAUAGUUAAAUAGUUAACCAAAUAUCUGCAUUGACCCUUUUUGCACUAACUUUUUUGACUCCUCGCAUACGCUGCUGCUACUGUUUUACUAUCUGUCACUUUUUUUUCCUAUCCUGUUGCCUGGUCACUUUAUUCCUAUAUGCUGUAUGGCAUCCUAUUCCCUGUAUAAUGCACUACUGUUGACCAUGGCCUAUAGUCAGCUUCUAUGACUAAGCCAUAAGACUGCUAAAUAGUUAGUCCGGGUAGCUAUUUAGUUAACUAUUUAACUAUCUACAUUGACCCUUUCUGCACUAACGUUUUUGACUCAUCACAUACGCUGCUGCUACGGUUUACUGUCUGUCACUUUAUUCCUAGUUAUAUGAACAUAUCUACCUCAGUUACCUCGUACCCCUGCACAUCAACUCGGUACUAGUACUCCUUGUAUAUAGCCAAGUUAUCGUUACUCAUUGUGUAUCUAUUAUUACUACGUUUUACUUUUCUAAUAUUUCUCUUUUCUUUCUCUGCAUUGUUAGGAAGGGCCCGUAAGUAAGCAUUUCACUGUUACUCCACACCUGUUUACGAAGCAUGUGACAAUUAUUAUACAACAUUUAAAAAAAAAGUUAUUCAACCUCAUUUUGAAACCGAUUGUGCUCUCUCAACAUGAUUCCAUAGAGAUUGUUCCGAUGUCUCUCAACAUCAUGCUUCACCGUUCCCUCCUAAUGUUUACUGUAAAGAGUUUACGAUGGAUGGAUGCCCCAUUGCCAAUUCUCUUGCAAGAAGAAAAUGUUUAUCUGUUAAUUUCCUUCUAGUUACGAAAGGAAUCUGCUUAUAGUCACACAUUGUUUUGAAAAACCUUUCAUGCUAGCAGCAGGUAUUUACUCUCAAAGGUGUCAAGGUAGUCAAGCCCACCUGCAGGUACUGAACAUGUGGACUGGCCUCGCCUUUUGAGCUUUGCGCUAGUUUUAUCGAAAGCCAAGCUGAGCCAAAAGCCCUAACUGGGCUUCUCUCGGCACUGAAGCACCGACGGUAGUGAUCCCAGUGACACUGAGGCAACAGUGUCAAGGUAUGACAACAAUUCCAGGUUCCAACUGAGUUCCCCCCCCCCCCCCCCCCCCCCUCAGUCCUCGUCAACGUCGGAGCUCUUCAUGACUGUCCACUCUUCGGCGACUAAUACAUCUUUGAUUCACAUUCUUCUCUUGAACCCUUGAGGUUUUAACCGUCUCAGUCGUGCUGCUUGGAACACCAAACCCCAUUUUGAGCUCCAUUAAGCUCCGUCUGGUGCUUGCACAAGGUAAACUUUACAGAGUUGCGUAAGAUGGGUGAUAAGAACCCUUUUUUCCCCAGCGGCUUUUCGUUUGAUCUCAACCCAACCCUAAGCCCUGCCCCCGUGGGCUCUGACGAAGAGAGGAAGUUUGACACCUUUACCCACGUAGAGCCGGAGAAGUAGCUUUAUACCACCGAUGGUACAUGUUCGAAGUCAGUGUCUCGAACAAAGAGGGAGGCCUACGUGGCUUUACCUAGAAGCUAUUGGCCUAACAAGAUCAUGUGUCAGAACAGGCUUGGGAAAACUUGUAACAUCACCUGGCCACAUUUUGUUUCGCCUUACAACAACAAAAUUCACAACUUUCAAGCAUCAUUUUGCUUCUUGGACGCACUGCAAGAAUUAUGCCAAUGGAAGGAUUUUACAGUUAGUUUUUUCCUAUGUAGAUGCAUAGGCCCACCAGAAUGGUGUGAAAAACGGUACACGGUAGGUACCGUAUUAAAGUAGCUUAAUUUGAGUGGACACUGCCCAGACUGAUCAAUGAUCCGCUGGUUUGUGGCAGCUCUGACCGGUGCUGAAUACCACCAUGUGCGCUGAUCUAGCACCAGCUAUAUUUGGCAAUCCCCCGGUCCUUUACACUGAAUAGCAGUCUCUUCUAUUCACUGUGCUUAAUGGCCAGAACAGACUGAGGUGUCAGACUGUCCUCGUCGUGGUCACAUUGACCUCUGCCACAGUCGCAUAGUUGGACUCUACCAUCCUCCCUAAAUAUGGUGGGGGGGGGGGGGGGUGGUCCACCACACCCCUGCCAGCGUCCACCACACCCCUGCCAGCGUCCACCACACCCCUGCCAGCGUCCACCACACCCCUGCCAGCGUCCACUACACCCCUGCCAGUGUCCACCAGUGGCUGGUUUUAUCCAGGCUCAUCUUGAGCAAACAUGGAAGAACCACACUACUGUACUCCAUGGUAUUUUAUCCUGUAAACCGGGCCUGUGUGCUGUCAUGUUUGUCGUUUCUGAGCAAAUGAAUAAACAAACUCCCCUUCAGUCUGUCCCAGCGUCUAACUACAUCAUGCUGAUAUUAACCCUUUACAUACUGUACACGCGAGAGCCCAAUGUUUACAUUAGUCAUUUAGCAGACUCUCUUAUCCAGAGCGACGUACAGGAGCAAUUAGGGUUAAGUGCCUUGCUCAAGGCCACAUCGACAGAUUUUUCACCUAGUCGGCUCGGGGAUUUGAACCAGCUACCUUUUGGUUACUGCCCCAACGCUCUUAACCGCUAAGCUUACAUGUUUAAUUCUGGUUGUUUUGUUGUUCAUGCACUACUAGCCCAGUGUUGUGUAAGAUUUAUUUUUUAAUGAAAGUGCCAAAGGACCAGUGACACCAUGGCGACAACAGUGUUUGGUUUAGGCCUACGUCAAAUGAUUAGGCAAGUCCAUGAUUGCAUUCAUGCAUUUGAUUUUAAGAAUUUGAACAGAUUAUAGUUUUUGUUCUCUCACUGGCGUGGGAGCAGUCUGGAGGUAUUUGGACUUGGGGCCCACGGCGACGUCUGUGCUUUUUACAGAGCGAGGGAUCCAUCGGGUCAGACCUUUUUGAAAACUCACAGCAGGCAGGAAACCUAUAGGAGGGCCUGUGUGCAUGCCUGGAACGGACCCAAUUAAACACACAUUUGGGCCGUGUUGCGUGAAGUUUGUGUUUUGCCUGCUUUCUCCAAGGUUUUUGUGGCUUACGUAACGACUCCUUGGCAGUGGGGACCUGCCUGGCUUCGCAUAUGGUUGCUUUAGGCUGCCUGGUGACCCAGGUGGGCAGGGAGAAAUACUUUCAAUACUUUUCUAUUAGUUCCAUUGCAACAGGCAAGCACAGAUAGUUUUUGAAAUUAUUUCUAAUAGUAUUUGAACCCAGGUCUGGUGCUGUGCGCAUGUGUGAGCUGAGCUUGCAUUGUGUUUGAGGUUUUGGGGGAGUGUGCCCACUGCCUCCUUGCAUGUGACGUGUUUGUGUCUUACUCUGCCUUCAUUAUCCAUCAUCCUCUUGUCAGCGAGCUCAGAGAGGAGAUUUGUGGUACAAAUGAUGUCACUGGACUGGCUGCAGAGCUAGGAGGCCAUUCCUCCCUGGAGAAGCCUGCUGAUGUUAAUCUGCUUGUGCUUCCGCCCCUCCUAGACAGUUCAAUUGGAUGGUGAACGAACAGAAUGUCUUGUGUCGUGCUCCAUCGCCAUCCAAUGCUCACUUUGACAGAAGCUCUAAGCGUGUGUGUGUGUGCAGGCACUCGUUAGACGUCAAAAAGCAGGAGCUGUCUCAAUGUAUUCCUAGCCUUCUAAAGUGUUAGUCACUACAGUGCAAUAUGUUAACACCCCGAUGUAUGAUGACCAUUGUAGAAUGGCACCGAAUGUCAACCCAUGCAAUCAGUCCUUGCUGAUAAAGGCUACCACAUCAUAUCUGGUGGUGAAUACUGCAUAUAUACACACACUAUGGACAGUUUUAGGUACACCACCCGGUUUACGAAAAUGGUUCGCUCCUACAGACAGUCGCGUAGCCGUGGCGUGCUAUAUAAAGCAGGCAGGCACACAGGCAUUGAUGUAUUCAGUUACUGUUUGAUUGAACGUUAGAAUGGGCAAAAUGAGUGACCUUAACAACUUUGAGCGUGGGAUGAUCGUCGGUGCCAGGCGGGCCGGUUCCAGUAUCUCAGAAAUUGCAAAAUUUGGUUUGAAAUGUGGUUUCAGUCAGAUGUUUGGAAUACGUUUUGUGCACACGUUCGAUAAAUGUAGACUACAUUUCCAAAAAGGUAACGUUGCAGAAUUAUCACACCUAUCGUUGAAUGAAUGCAUGUUAUUUUUCCGUAAAAAAAUUUUUUUGGGGAUGCAUAUAGAUUUGCCUCAGCCAUGAGUACAACAAUGCACACAAAAAAUUAUCGAGUCAAAAUAAAAGUCACGAUUUAUUUUCAUUCUGGUCCUCAUAACAAGAUGUGUUAACUGUAGUCAGUGGCGGCUCCUGAAAAAAUUCUCAGGAGGGGCAAUUUUUCUGAUGAUUUAGGUGACCUACACACAUUUAAAAAAAGAUAUGUCCAGCAACAACAUGAAGACAGGGGCAGCAUAUAAGUCAAUACCAGAAGCAUUUAUUGACUGAUCUCAAAAGUGUUGGCUUACCAGGGUUGGUGGAGCCCUCAGUUUCAUCUUUGCCUCGCAAAGCUAACUCAAACACUCCGCAAAACUUCACACACUGGAUUAGCCGGCUGAGGAUGUGGCGGUUCUUGCUAAUGUCGUAGUAAAUAUAUUUGUUAUAGUGAAUAUGGAAUAUGAUAUGUUGAGUAAAAUGUUGUGCUAAGAUCUAUUUAGGUCAGGAGCUGGUUAUAAGUUCUGUUCCUAUCCAAUAACAAUGGACAAAAGGGUCCUAUCUUGUCAGCCUUGUCAGCAGGUGGCCAAGGACAACACCCACGCCAUAGGCCUCUCAGUUCUUCCAACUCAGGAGUUCUUGCUCUGAGGACACACACACACACAAACACACACACACACACAUCAUCACUGUUAAACACACACACACACACACACACACAUCAUCACUGUUAAACACACACACACACACACAAAAAUCCCCUCUCUUAGGCUGAACAUUUGAAGACAGAGAACCCGACUCAGAGCCAAUGCAACAGUGACAGUAGCCUGCAGGGGACCUCGCCCAACUCAUCAGGACCAAUCAGAAGAUCAGAACUACUAGAUUGAACCUACUUCAUUUAUUGCAUAAAAUGUCUGCACACAAUGUUUCGGGGCUCUCUUCAGAUAAUAAUAAUAAUAAUAAUAAUAAUAAUAUGCCAUUUAGCAGACGCUUUUAUCCAAAGCGACUUACAGUCAUGCGUGCAUACAUUUUUGUGUAUGGGUGGUCCCGGGGAUCGAACCCACUACCUUGGCGUUACAAGCACCAUGCUCUACCAGCUGAGCUACAGAAAGUGGAUACUCAUGGAUGCGCAUUGCAAUUGUAAAAUGUCAACACAAUUGGAGACACCACGUCAUUUUUGGAGACAUGUUAUUGACAGUAAACUAUUGUAGAUGCGACUGCUAACUAACUAAAACAUUUUAGCUGGCUAGCUAAUCAUCUUAGCUAAAUGUGGGGCAAACAAUUCAGUUAUUUACCGUUAAUUUGAGGGAUUGGGGUGAAAGAAAUCGAGUUACAUAGUGAUACUUUACGAUAUACUGUAUUGACAAUAUCACAAUAUUUUAGCGCUAGUUGGCUGUACCUGCACCAAAACACCAUUAUUGUUCCUUCAUAGCUUGUUCUCAAUCUUUUCACAUUGGGAGCCAAUUUGUUUUCAGCACUUUUAUUUCCAUGACUGAUCAAAACUCGUUCUCAUGGCUUUCUGAUCCCUCUGCAACAGACAUAUGGUGCGCAAUAAAAUCACAGUAUCGAAUCGCAAUACGUAUAGAAUCAUGAGACUCGCAAUGCUGAUGCAUAUAUCUUAUCGUGAGGUUCCUGGCAAUUCCCAGCCCAAGUUCAUUUGCCACAACAAAUCUCUUCGCUAGCAAACGCGAUGUCUUCUCCAAAACGGCAAUGUGUCUCCAGCAAUGUUUACUUUUUUGGCGUUCUAUGGCAUCUCCACUUUCCAAGCAUAUAUGACCACAUGUAAUAUUUUGGUAAGUGAUGCAAAUAGUGAACUAUGUAGGGCCAGGAUGUAAAAUAUAUGUAGCUGCAGCAAUUUCUCUUAUCUGAUAUGGUAAGUAAUGGGGCUUAAUUUGUAGCUCCCUAAGAGUUUGACGAACGGGUCCGUGAACGCGAUUCCAGAUAUAUUUACCUCUGAAUAAACUGCCUUUAUUACACCAUAUCCACAUCCAGUAAACUUGUGAUUAUCAACACUAACCUCAUCGUUGUGGCGGCGGACAGCUAGCCUGUAUCCCUCGUCAUCCAGUUGAGUGAGUGGCAAUGUCUUUUUUCGUUCGUACCAAUUUUUGGAAAAUCCUCGGGUGUAGGACUUUCCGCCUUUAGUAGAAACCUGUUGAAUUAUUAAAUUUGGUCUGGGAGGUCCUAAUUGUUUCGUUGCCAAUUUAUCUUCAUAUGUUCGCCGACAAAAAGGAACUUCUUUCAAACAAUCCACUCUUUUCUCAGUUACGUUCAUGGUUACGUAACGUAUGACGAAAGCGCGUAAGUGCAAGCCCACAGACACCCAUUGAGAUUGUAUUGAAGGCUCUGAAAUUUGAAAAAAAUAGAUUUUACAUGGGAGUCUAUGACAGAAGUUCUGGGCGAUUUUCAAUCUGACUGAAAUCGCCCCAAAAGGGGGUGGAGCCAUUUGAAGCACGACUUUAGCCUGAUUCGACAUUUAGUGGCAGUGUGGCACUGUGGCAGAUCAGACGUAUAGAUUACAACACUGAUAACUACUGUUGCCGUGAAAUAAUUGAUUAGAAAAAAAAUCCCUUCCUUUUCCCGUUUGGCAGUGCGUCGCCCAUAUCGCCCUAUUGAACAGGCCGUCCCUGACUGUAGUUUUGUCAAAGUUUAUGUUGUACAUUCAACUCGUGCUAGAUUUUGAUCGCACAGUAUAGACGAAUGUGAGUCAUGUCUGCGUUUAAAGAUGCACUAUUAAGAAAUAGCUCCGCCAUUUCCUGGUUGCUAAAAUUAUAAUAGUUCACCUAAUUUCAGGUUGUGACAAGACAAGGAAGUAUAGUAUAGAGAAUUAUUGUUGUUUUUAAGCUGGUGUACAAAACAGAAAGUAAAAUAUGCAAAAACCAAACUUCAAAACAGGAAGCAUAGACAUGGCACACAUGGACCAGAUCUACCUCUUCCAAUACUUAUUAUUUCUUUUUUUAUUUGCUAGAUCAGCUUUAAUAUUGCAGAUAGAUUGUAACUUCCAUCAAUGUAAUUGUCUGCAUCACUUCCAAUCCACGGCUUCCAAGACUUGCUUUCAAUGAGAAUAUAUAACUCACAUUUCUAUGUGAAUUUUGUCGUGUCGCCCAAAAAGUUAGAUAUUGUAGCAUUAAUGCGGCCAUAUGACUGGCCUUUCUCCUAUAGGCUUUGCUGUGACCUACAUUGAACUGUUGUCUGCGUCACUACUAGUAACUUAGCAUACUAGUAGUACUAAACUGGGUACUUAGUAGCAUGACAUUCAUAUCUUAAUAGGCUACCCUUUUACUAUCAUAAUUGUCACUAAUGCUUUAAUCAAUUUACUGCAUUUGAAGCACUUACGAUUUUAUGAUAUAGUUAGGAUUUUUGAGGAAUAAUAUAGAAAAAAAAUCAUGGCUACUCAACUUGGUCUCAGAGCAUUUCGUAUUAUUCUGUACUUAAAUCCGAAACACCACAUUUAGUAUGAUAUGUUACAUUUCGUAUAGUAUAUAUUAGUUUGUGGGUGUCCAUCACCCAUUUCGUAUGAUAUGUUACGAAUUACAAUUCAUAUUGUACGUUACGAAUUUGCUAAACUUAGUAUAUGUUAAAUCUGCAAAACGUAUAUGUUACGAAUUCUAGCUAGCUGGCUAAUGUUAGCUAGGUUAGGGUUAAGUUUAGGAGUUAGGUUAAAGGGUUAGGGUUAGCUAAAAGGGUUAAGGUUAGGGGAAGUAGUUGCAAAGUAGCUGAAAAGUUGCUAAAAUGCUAGAGUUGUCCGUGAUGAGUCUAACUCGCAACCUUUGGGUUGCUAGAUGUUCACGUUAUACAUCCACCCCAACCAACCCCCCUACUUUUUGUUUUUGCCUUAUGUAACCAUUUUGUCUUAAUGUAACCAUACCAAACAUAACAUAUCAUUUCAAUGUCCCGGAUUUACAUUUACUAUGUUACGUCUAGUGUAUGAGACCAGGCUGGGCUACUUUUUACUUUACUUUCAUGAUCAACUGGCCCAUGGUAUCUCACAGGUUUCUACUGUCAGAAAUUAAAGAAGUUAAAGAAACCUUUUUAAAGUGCAUGAAAAGUAGUAGUAGUAGUAAUAGUAGUAAUAAUAAAAAUAAAUAAAUAAACCAAUAAUUGGUUCAAUAAUUCCCCUGUGAUUGUCUUCGGUCUAAUAUCCUCCUCUUCCUUUUUACAGUGCCUCUGGAGCCAGUGUUGUUGCCAUUGACAAUAAAAUCGAACAGGCUAUGGUAAGUGUUUUAUUUAACCAUAUUCAUUUUAUGGUAUCAUUUGCCUUCAUUUUUUGUUUUAAACGGUAUUGUUGAAAUCUCAUUGUUGAAAUGGAACUACUGUAUUGCAAGGAACAAAUCUCAACUCAUGUCCUCAUGUUUUAGGUCCCUGGUUUAGGUCCCUCCUUGGUACUUAACUGAAAAACGAAAGUAAUUAAAAUAAUUUGCCGUCUAGAGAUUCCAUUACCUAGUUUCCUUGGUCUGAUCCAGUCGCUGACGAGGACGAAUACAAGCAUAAAUUGUGGCCUGACUUAUCACUGACUUCAUUGCCCCUCCGGGACAUUUUUGUUUGCCAAAUCAUCAUGUGCCUACAGGGUUUGCUUUGUUCAGCUAAUGUACAUAGGCUAGUUGUUUUCUGCUCUGUCCUCUCGCAUUGGCUGUUAGCGCGCUAAAGACUAAUAGCUUGUUCUGCUCUUUCCUCCCACAGAGGAUGGUAGUGAGCUAAAGGCUAAUAGCAUGUUCUGCUCUGUCCUCCCACAGAGGAUGUUAGCGAGCUAAAUGCUAAUAGCAUGUUCUGCUCUGUCCUCCCACAGAGGAUGUUAGCGAGCUAAAUGCUAAUAGCAUGUUCUGCUCUGUCUUCCCACAGAGGAUAUUAGCGAGCUAAAUGCAUGUCCCCUGUUUUCUCUCUCUUCAGGACUUGGUGAAAAGCCAUCUGAUGUAUGCGGUGCGUGAGGAGGUGGAGGUGCUGAAGGAGCAGAUCAAGGAGCUGUUUGAGAGGAACUCUAUGCUGGAGCAGGAGAACGCUGUGCUGAAAUCCCUGGCCAACAGCGACCAGCUGUCUGAGCUCUCCGUCCGGCCGGCCGCCACAAACUCUUCCUGCAGCACGCCUCCCCAGCAAGGGGUGGGCCAAGGCCAGCUGCAACUACAGCUACAGGCUCCACCACAGGCCCAGGCCCAGCCUCAAACGCAGCAGCCUCAACUCCAGCCCCAGCAACUCCAACCCCAGCCUCAGCCUCAACAACUCCAGCCCCAGCAACCCCAGCUCGACGCCAGCCAGCCUUCGCCGCAACCGCAGCCCAACGUUAACUCCGCUUGA
Molecule: messenger RNA, 16261 nt
Organism: Coregonus sp. 'balchen'
Lineage: Eukaryota; Metazoa; Chordata; Actinopteri; Salmoniformes; Salmonidae
Source: the annotation of a GenBank genome assembly